AUGAACGGAGAGCUUAGUCCUUCGUAUAACCUAACUGAGAUCAAUACAUUUGAUCAAACAUUUUGGGAUCCAAUGUCUAAAAAGAGAACAUUCAAUGAACUGUCGGAGCCAUUGCCUCAUCAAAUAAUAACUCCUCCAAGCUCAACAACAAGGAUCGCUCAUAAGAAACCCGAGCCAUCAUCCUCGGGAAACUCCACCUCAAAUGAUAACUCUUCUCCAAUUGCACAAUCAAAGAGAAAGAGACAAAAAUCCGAAGGAUCUACGCGUUCGAAUGGUAAUAUGACAUUGAUCGAGCUAUUAGAAUCUUUAGAAAAACGUUCCACAGCUCAACGAGAUCAGUUAUCAGACAAACCUCCAUAUUCUUACGCGCUUUUAAUCGUUCUAGCAAUUCUUCAAUCUGAAUUGGGGAGGAUGACGCUAUCACAAAUUUAUAAUUGGAUUACAGAUCACUUUCCAUUUUACAAGCUUAGUGAGGCCAGUUGGCAAAAUUCAAUUAGACAUAACCUUUCAUUGAAUGAAGCCUUUAUGAAGACAGAAAAGUCCUCGGAUGGUAAGGGACAUUUUUGGGAAGUGAAACACUCAUCUAUAAAUAAAUUUUUCAAAGGUGAUACCGGUGAUUAUGAUACUAUUAGAAGCAAGUUAAGGAAUUUCGAUUUCUUUGUACAGGACCCUACAACUACCAAUGGCUCCAUGAUAAAUAAUGCCGCGGUGAAGACUGAAAAACUAUUGAUGGAUACUACAUCACAAAUUAAUUCUUCAGGGGCUAUGAUGCCAAAUGAGUACAGGGGAUCUUUACCAACUAUAAGAGAGGAAAGUUCCAAAAUCCUUGGGAAUGCUACUCCUCUCCCUAGUAUUGAAAUUACAAAGCCAUCUCCUGCAAUUAACGUAAAUUCAGAAAAUCAGUUGGAAAAUACACCAUCACCAAUCAACAACUUUGAAACCAUCGAUGCUAAUACAAAUUUUAAUAUGUCUCUGAAUAUAAGCAAUAGAAUUAAUUCCGAGGAUAAAUCGAAAUCUCAAGAUAACUAUUUGGAUCCUCCAUAUCUAAUGCAGCGAUUUCAUACUACAAUAGGAUUGCAAACUUUGCCUGGUGUAAAUAACAGUCCUCAUCGUCUCAGGGAUUUUGCUCAAUCUAAUGAAUUGUUUAACAAUGGCAAUUCGUCAUACUCUUCCUCUGUUUCCAAUAUCUUAAAAUCACCUACUGAUUUGAAAAGAUAUACAUGUUCCUUUAAUUCUAAUUUUGAAGUCUCUCCAGGAUCGAAUAAUUACACUAGAUUCUCUUCCAAUAUAUCAUCAUCUCCAUUAAAUAUUGAUGGUGGACAAUCCCCUUCCGGAUUGCAAGACUCAAUCUCGAAACUUCAACGAACUCCAGAACCAAACAAAAAUUUAGAAAAGACACCUUCAAGAUUCAUUACUACACCCUUAGAUAGCAAUUCAAUCUUAAAGAAAUCUCAAACUCCUUCUCAUUUGUUUGAAGAUUUAUAUUCUUCUCCAAUAUUCAAAGCUAUGGGGACACCUGGUGGCGUAAAUAUUAUGAAACCUUUUUCACCAAGAAAUUUCUCUAGUCCAAAUUCAAGAGAUGAUGUAACAAGAGGUAGCUUUUCAACUAGCAGAUUAUUUGGGGUUGAUGUAUAUUCUGUUUGGAAACGUGCUACGGAAGGUACUUCAAAAAAGGCAGAUGAAACCGAGAAAGAUAAAGAUGUAGGAAAGAGCACUAAGGACACUAAGGAUGUUGGGAAGCUGGAUUUCCCAUUUAAUUCAAAUCGAAGAAGUGCAGGGGGGUGA
Messenger RNA from Naumovozyma castellii, 1785 nucleotides. RefSeq names its product Hcm1p (gene HCM1). The transcript has a single exon. The record is from RefSeq and is a predicted model, not a curated record. The coding region runs from base 1 to 1785 and encodes 594 amino acids. NCBI's taxonomy places the organism in Eukaryota, Fungi, Ascomycota, Saccharomycetes, Saccharomycetales, Saccharomycetaceae.